Panonychus citri (citrus red mite) is the source of this 1455-nucleotide messenger RNA. Its product is annotated as procathepsin L-like. Bases 109 to 1167 code for a protein of 352 amino acids. Gene Ontology annotation, molecular function: cysteine-type endopeptidase activity. The record is from RefSeq and is a predicted model, not a curated record. Gene Ontology annotation, biological process: immune response. Gene Ontology annotation, cellular component: lysosome. The transcript has 3 exons. NCBI's taxonomy places the organism in Eukaryota, Metazoa, Arthropoda, Arachnida, Trombidiformes, Tetranychidae.
CUUGAUUCUGAAAACGGUUUAAUUAUUGUUUCGAUUUGAUUAAUUAAUUAAUUAGUUUCCGAGUGUUUUUUUUUUCUUAUUGAUUUUUGUUCUCUGUGUGUUCCCAACAUGAAAAUUACUCUAAUUUUCUGUGUAAUUUUUUGCCUUCACCUGAGUUUCGCUUUUGGUUCUAUUCUUUUUGGUGGUGGAGAAAAUGGAAUCAAUUCUGUCUCUGGUUCUUUUAAAGAUAUUCUUGUCGAUGAAUGGGAAGUAUUUAAGUCACAAUUUAAUAAACGAUAUUCCAAUGAGACUGAAGAAUAUUUCAGGAUGAAAAUCUUCUUGGAAAAUAAGCGUAAAAUUGCCCGUCACAAUGUUCGAGCUGCUAAUGGUAUGCAUUCAUAUCAUUUGUCAAUGAAUCAUUUCGGUGAUCUCUUACACCAUGAAUUUGUCACCCUAAUGAACGGUUACAAGGCUCAUCUUCGUCUUCAUAUUUAUAAUGCUACAACAUUCUUGACCCCACAUCAUGUUUCACUUCCUAAGUCAAUCGAUUGGAGAGAAAAGGGUUAUGUCACCGAGGUUAAAGAUCAAGGACAAUGUGGAUCAUGUUGGGCUUUCAGUUCAACUGGUGCUCUUGAAGGACAGCACUUUAGAAAAACUGGUAAAAUGGUUUCUCUUAGUGAACAAAAUCUUGUUGACUGUUCAAAGAAAUUCGGUAACAACGGUUGUGAAGGUGGACUCAUGGAUAACGCUUUCUCUUACAUUCGACAUAAUCAUGGUAUUGAUACCGAACAAUCUUAUCCAUAUUUAGCUCACAAUGGUAGAUGUCAUUUCCAUCCAAAAGAUAUCGGAGCAACUGAUAGUGGAUUCGUUGACAUUGAUGCUGGAAAUGAAACCAAAUUAAUGGAGGCCAUUGCUACCGUUGGUCCAGUUUCCGUUGCUAUCGAUGCUAGUCAUGAAUCUUUCCAAUUCUAUUCCCAUGGAGUUUAUGAUGAAAAAGAGUGCAGCUCAGAAGAUCUUGACCAUGGUGUUCUUGCUGUUGGGUAUGGAACCGAUGCUGAAGGAAACGACUAUUGGAUCGUUAAGAACAGUUGGUCCGAAAAAUGGGGAGAAAAGGGUUACAUUAAAAUGGCUCGAAACAAGAAGAAUCAAUGUGGAAUUGCUUCAUCUGCCAGUUACCCGUUGGUCUAAUUAAACACAAUCAGAUUUUCAACAAACAUUCAUAUAUAUUGAUCAUACUCAAUCGAAAAGAAUAUAUAUUUUUCUCUUUCAAAUUUCCAAAGCAAAGCCAAUGAUUUAGACAAAGAAUUUAAAAAAUUCAUUACAAUUAAACUCACCCGACUUACUAUAUAUAUUUAAUUAGCUGUAAAUUGGUCAACAAACUAAGUUACAGUUAAAUCAAACUUAAAAUUGAACAGAAAAUUAUGUAAAUGCUUAAAUUUUGAUAAAAAUUAAAAACAUUUAUUGUAAUGAGAAAAA